GUCGGCUUGGCGAUCUGAGAAGCAGCCGUCGCAAUUCGCUUGGCAUUCGCGCUGGGCCAGCUGAACAGUGCGAGCGUCAAGUCGCGACGGUUCCAAUUUUAUUCCGCUGACAUCCACAUCCACAUCCACAUCUACAUCUGCUUUUGUUUUUGUUUGCGUUCGCGUUGCGUUGAGUUGAGUUAUUUUUUUGUGUGUGAAAGAGCGCUCGAUCGAUCCGAUCGAUCGGCAGUGGUAAACAAAGCGAUCGCGCCAUCUUAGACCAGCAGCCAUGGAGGUGUACACGUCGGACAGCUCGGACACGGAUUCGCGGGAGCAGAAGACCCUGGACUUUGGGCGCAUGAGCCUGGACCUGGUCACCUUGGAGGACCAUUUGGCCUCGCCGCAGAAGGCGCUGCUCAAGUCCAGCGGCGACAUUGAGACGAUGCUGCUCAACCACAACCGGCUGGUGGGUCUGCCCCGCCUCCUGCUGCAGUUCGCCAAUUUGAAGAUCCUGGACCUCAGCUCCAAUGCCAUCACCACCUUGCCGGAUGCCGUCUGCCAGCUGCCGCUGGUCACCCUGAUUGCCAAGAACAACCUGCUGACCAACGCCUCGCUGCCCAAGUCGCUGCUCUCCAAGCAGGCCAAUGCCACCAAUGGUGGCUCCACGCUCAAGGAGCUCAACCUGAGCGGCAACCAGCUGACCCACUUCCCCGAACAGGUCACCGAUCUGCGCCACCUCAAGUACCUCUAUCUGGGGGGCAACAAGAUCUCCAGCAUCUCGAAGGACAUCUGGAAGAUGCAGAGUCUGCACGUUCUAUCCCUGGGUGGUAAUCUGAUCAGCGAAGUGCCCGAGGCGGUGGGCUCCCUGAACCAACUGCAGGCCCUAGUCCUCUGCGACAACCUGAUCGAGAUCCUGCCAACGAGCAUCGCCCGACUGAAGAACCUCAAGUCGCUCUUGCUCCACAAGAACCGACUGCGACAUCUUCCCAAGGACAUCGUCGCACUGAAGAACCUGACGGAGCUGAGUCUGCGCGACAAUCCGCUGGUGGUGCGCUUCGUCCAGGACAUGGCCCUGAAGCCGCCCACCCUGCUGGAGCUGGCCGGGCGGAUGGUGAAGGCCAGUGGGCAGCGACCAGGACCCUACGACAUCCCGAGGACACUGGCCGAGUAUCUGAACAGUGCCAACUGCUGCGUGAACCCCAACUGCAGGGGCGUCUUCUUCGACAACCGGGUGGAGCACAUCAAGUUCGUGGACUUCUGCGGGAAGUACCGGGUGCCACUGCUGCAGUACCUCUGCUCCUCCAAGUGCAUCGAGCCGGAGCAGCCGGCGCGCGGCUCAUCCGUUCCGGCGGCUAGUGCCAGCAGCGGCUUCAUGAUGCGCAAGGUGCUGCUGGGCUAGCCGCAAUCCGGCUCGGCCCGGCCCGGCCCGGUCCGGUCCGGCCCACUCCGGCUCCUGGCCGUAUCAUCCGGGAGCGCGAUCGGAGCGCCGACCGAUCCGGUAUCGGAUUUGGAGAGGACAGGGACACGAAAUCGAUAUCGGAUUCGGAAACGGAAUCGGAAACGGAAACGGGAUUUGGGAGCGGAACGGAACGGAACGGAAACGGUAGUCGAAAACGGUAGCGGAAAUGGCGGAAGCGGAAGUGAGAGUGGAAAUGGCGGAUCCACGCGUUCCGAGGAGCCGAGGAGUCCGGCAGCCACGGGGCCGCUCGACGGGAAUACCCCCAUUGGCUUCACACACGUUAUCAAAUCCAAUUUGAACUAGUUUGCUAAGUGAUUACGACCUGUUUGUUUGCUCGCCUUUCUGUUUGUUUGUUUGCUUGUUGUUAUCCACACUUACACAAUCUAUACCAAAGAAA
Molecule: messenger RNA, 1835 nt
Organism: Drosophila rhopaloa
Lineage: Eukaryota; Metazoa; Arthropoda; Insecta; Diptera; Drosophilidae
Product: leucine-rich repeat-containing protein 58
Exons: 3
Coding region: 269-1378 (369 amino acids)
Molecular function (GO): protein binding
Source: RefSeq, a predicted model, not a curated record